UGAUAGAGGAUGUUUUUGAGAGGCAUGGUGCUACAGCCUUGGAUACUCUGGUAUUUGAACUAAGAGAGAUUUUUACAAAAAAAUAUGGGGAAGAAGUUGAUAUUUGAUUUUGCUGACCAGGUUUUGUGACGGUCUAAUUGGUUGUCAGGGUGGGGAGCUCGGUCACUUGACUGUUCCUUUUGCUAGAUUUGUGGCUAUGAAUGGCAUAACAUCCUUCAAAAGGGUAUCAAAUAGCAAAGAAUGGGGUCAGAUUCUGUCCGAAUUACUGGAUGAACUGGAAAUCGGAAAAUAUGAGAGCAUUUUGAAAAGAUAUGGUGAGGGUGGCGAGAUUGUCACUUUAAAUAAGGUUACUGCAGUUUUUGGUUUUUCUGGCAAGGAUCAUAUUGUGAAGAUCAGCUUUCCAAGUCUUCUUCGGGAUCCUCUUCUUCAGGAUCUUCUUCGGGAUCUUCCUCUGGGUCUUCUUCGGGAUCUUCUUCAGGGUUUUCUUCAGGAUCUUCUUCGGGAUCAUCCUCUGGGUCUUCUUCGGGAUCUUCUUCGGGGUUUUCUUCGGGAUCUUCUUCAGGGUUUUCUUCGGGAUCUUCUUCUUUGGGAUCUGGGUCUUCUUCAGGAUCUUCCUCUGGGUCUUCCUCUGGGUCUUCUUCAGGAUCUUCCUCUGGGUCUUCUUCGGGAUCUUCUUCAGGGUCUUCUUUAGGAUUCACUUCUUUGGGAUCUUCUUCUGGGUCUUCUUCAGGAUCUUCCUCUGGGUCUUCUUCGGGAUCUUCCUCUGGGUCUUCUUCAGGAUCUUCCUUUGGGUCUUCUUCAGGAUCUUCCUCUGGGUCUUCUUCAGGAUCUUCCUCUUCUUCGGGAUCUUUUACUGGGCCCUCUUCGGGAUCUUCUUUUGGGUCUUCUUCUUCAGAAUCCUCUUCUUCUGGGUCUUCUUCUUCGGAAUCCUCUUCCCAUUUCAUAGCAAAUGAAUGAUUCAACAACAUCUGAGCAGAAGGUCUCUGAUUGGGGUCUCUGGUGAAGCACUCAAGUAAAAAAUCUUGAGCAGUGAAAGUAAGGUAAGAUGGUAGAGAAGGUGUUUCAGUAGAAAUCUUACUGAACAGCUCUUCCUGUCCCAAAUUCACAUCCCAUGGUGGACUUCCAGUCAACAUCUCAAGAACAACACACCCAAGAGCCCAAAUGUCAGAGGCUUGGUCUUGAGUUUCUUCGCACACACUCUCUGGAGACAGAUACAACGAAGUACCUCUCACUCGUUUCUCUUUCUCAAAAUCAUCAUUAAUUCCCUUAGAUAGACCAAAAUCAGCAAUCUUGGCAACCAAACCAUCCACACCAUGAGGAUUAUCAUCAUCACAAUGAACCAUCAAAAUGUUGGAUGGUUUUAUAUCGCAGUGGACAAAACCCUUAUGGUGUAUCAACUCCAAUCCUUUAAGAAUAGAGCGAGUGUGUACUCUUGCUUGAGACUCAAGCAACCCAGCCUUUGUUUUCUCGAUCAAACCACUCAAUGAUCCACCCAAAGCAUUCUCCAAAAACAGGUUAUAAAUGAUUCCGCCAUAGCUUCCAUCAUGUUCUUCAGAAAAGGUAUGAUCGUGGCCGUAGUACUUGAGGAUGUGAGGACUUGACCCCAAAGCCGUAUAAACAACCUUUUCCAUUAUGAGGUCGGCAUAAGAAGAACCUUGAUGAGCAGAUUUUACAGCCAAAAGUGACGGGAAGUCUUUAAAUUGUGGUGGUCUAGAACGAGAUUUGCCAGGGAUAAUCGCUUCGGAAACAGAGCCAUAACCUCCAACUCCCAACAAUUUACCCCUCAUCCAUCCCCAUUCUUCAUCUCUUCUAUAAAUGCUUCUUUGUUUCUUUCCUAACGAACUCUUUUCUUCUUCUUCUUCUCUUCCUCUCUUCUUCAUAAUCAUUUUCUAUAAUUCACUGUUUAUAGAACACUGACGUUAUUAUUUUUUCUUCUUAUCAGCUACAGUAAUAAGUUUAUAAGUUUAUAUAUAUAGUUAGACCACUAUCCUAAGUAGAAGAGGAAACCUACCAUUUA
Molecule: messenger RNA, 2017 nt
Organism: Cannabis sativa
Lineage: Eukaryota; Viridiplantae; Streptophyta; Magnoliopsida; Rosales; Cannabaceae
Exons: 4
Coding region: 197-691 (164 amino acids)
Source: RefSeq, a predicted model, not a curated record